Messenger RNA from Rhododendron vialii, 510 nucleotides. RefSeq lists its product as uncharacterized. Gene Ontology annotation, cellular component: TIM23 mitochondrial import inner membrane translocase complex. NCBI's taxonomy places the organism in Eukaryota, Viridiplantae, Streptophyta, Magnoliopsida, Ericales, Ericaceae. The coding region runs from base 149 to 373 and encodes 74 amino acids. The transcript has 3 exons. Gene Ontology annotation, biological process: protein import into mitochondrial matrix; protein insertion into mitochondrial inner membrane. The record is from RefSeq and is a predicted model, not a curated record.
UUAUCCUUAAACCUUCCUAAUGUAUAUUUGACGGCCACCGAUGAAAUUAUACAUACGAGUACUAUAUAUAAAUACGGAGAGAGUGCUCGGAGAGUGAGAGAGAGGAGAGAGAGAGCGGGUUUAGAGAGAGAGUUUGGAGAUAGAAACAAUGGCAAGGGAUGGUUGUCUGGCUCGAGUGACCGCAGGUGUAGCAGUCGGUGGUGCUGUCGGAGGCGCUGUCGGUGCUGUGUACGGGACCUAUGAGGCUAUUAGAUACAAGGUUCCUGGACUACUGAAAAUCAGGUACAUUGGGCAAACCACCCUUGGCAGUGCCGCCAUUUUUGGUCUUUUCUUGGGUGCUGGCAGCUUGAUACAUUGUGGGAAGUCUUACUAAAGCUCCCCAUUGAAUUUUCUGUAUAAGCUGGUUCUGUUUUGUUUACAAGAAUUGGUUGGAUUAAAUGAGCCUGUAGACAUUUUGCACAGAAAUGUUUUUUCGGCAAUGAGCCAUUAUCUAAACAUAAUAAUUUCUGA